Molecule: messenger RNA, 858 nt
Organism: Seminavis robusta
Lineage: Eukaryota; Bacillariophyta; Bacillariophyceae; Naviculales; Naviculaceae
Source: the annotation of a GenBank genome assembly
AUGGCAACCACCACAUGUUCCAACGGCACCAAGGCUCGUUUUGAGGGAAAGAAUGUUCUCCUCACGGGUGCUUCCAGUGGACUGGGCCGAUCCUUGGCACUGCAACUGGCAUCCUGUGGUGUCCAAACACUCCUCUUGUCCGCCCGGAAACAGGCCGAAUUGGAAAAGGUCAAGGCACAAUGCGAAACAUUGGCAUCCGAAUCAUUGGACGUCCAAAUAGUGCUCGCGGACCUAUCCGAUAAGGAAUCUGUCGCCAAAUUGGCAGAAUCAGCACGGACCGCCAACAUUGAUGUACUUGUCAACAAUGGAGGUGUUUCCAGUCGCUCCGAUUUCGUUGAUACAUCGAUCGAAGUGGACGAAACAGUCAUGCAAAUCAAUUUUUUAUCGGGAGCGGCAUUGGCCAAGGCUGUCGUUCCAGGAAUGAUUCAAAAAGGCCAAGGUGCCAUUAUUUGGAUCAGCAGUGUACAAGGGUUGUUGGCCAUUCCCAGUAGAACGUCGUAUUGUGCUUCCAAACAUGCCGUUCAAGGCUACUGUGAAUCCAUGAGAGCAGAACUGGCAUCGACUGGUGUAACGGUGCAUGUCGCGUCUCCGGGAUACAUUCGAACCAAUCUCAGCCUGUCAGCCGUGACGGGGGAUGGAAAGGCGUACGGAAAAGUAGACCCAACAACGGCUGCGGGGGCAGAUCCAGAUGAAGUCGCUGUGACAAUACUGGACGCUGUCACAAAGGGCAGUGCGGAUUUUACAGUCGCUUCGGGAUUCUCCGCCACAGUAGCAAUCUAUCUUCGAACACUGUGCCCUGCCGUGUUGCGAUCCCUGUUGAAUAAACGAUACGAAAAGUCAAAGAAAAAGGAUGACUAG